Molecule: messenger RNA, 1445 nt
Organism: Megalobrama amblycephala (Wuchang bream)
Lineage: Eukaryota; Metazoa; Chordata; Actinopteri; Cypriniformes; Xenocyprididae
Product: heterogeneous nuclear ribonucleoprotein C-like
Exons: 9
Coding region: 297-1229 (310 amino acids)
Cellular component (GO): nucleus
Molecular function (GO): RNA binding
Source: RefSeq, a predicted model, not a curated record
GACGACAAGGGCUUAUAACAAAAAAAAAGUCAUGACUUUUAACUUGAAAAAUGAGUGGCCAUCUUUAUGUCGUAGCAGAUUGACUGCUCGCGCGAAUUCACACACAGUUGUUGCCUUUUUGCAGGCAGUGAAAGAUUAUUAAUCCUUCUUAAAUAGCACGUUUUAAACUUUUGUGUAACUGUUAGGAGCCAGGUGCCGCUCACUGGUCGGGUGCUGGAGUUGUUGUUUUGGCUGAGAGAAAUCUGCACUUUGGGCUACUCACAUUGACAAACAGACAGCUGCCCUGCAGUGACGCCAUGGAUCGUCCUCCCAGCGCUAGUCAGCUGAUAGCCAGCAAUGUCACAAAUAAGACAGACCCACGGUCGCUGAACUCAAGGGUAUUCAUUGGAAACCUAAACACUAUGUUGGUCACCAAGGCAGAUGUUGAAGCCAUUUUUAGCAAAUACGGCAAGAUUGUUGGCUGCUCUGUGCAUAAGGGCUACGCCUUUGUCCAGUACGUCAACGAGAGGAACGCACGAGCGGCUGUAGCAGGAGAGGACGGCCGGAUGGUCGUUGGACAGGUGCUUGAUAUUAACUUGGCAGGAGAGCCCAAACCUCACAGGUCAAAUACAUCAAAGCGAUCAGCUGGAGAUAUGUACAGUCUCUCCAGCAGUAGUUCUGGUUUUGAGCUUGAUUAUGAUUUCCAGAGAGAGUACUAUGAUAGAAUGUAUUCGUAUCCUUCCCGUGUGCCCCCGCCGCCACCACCUCCUCUGUCACGGGCUGUGAUCCCUUCCAAACGUCCACGGGUCAGCAUGAGCGGGGGAACCAGCCGCCGCACCAAGUCCAGUUUCUCAACUUCUUCCAAGAGCAGCCAGCGGACGCCCUCUCGAGCCCUAAAAGCAGAUGACCUCCAAACUAUUAAGAGAGAGCUUUCUCAAAUCAAACACAAGGUUGACUAUCUGCUGGAGAGUCUGGACAGGAUGGAGAAAGACCACAGCAAGAAAUCCGAGGGGAAGAGUGUGAAGGCAGAAGUGAGUGAGGCUUCCUCCCUGCAGCAUUCCAGCAAGAAAGACAGAGAGAGAGAAGAGCAAGAGAUAAACGAUUCUGAGGAGGAGAGAGAUCUGUUGGAAGAAGAGGAGGAGGUUAAAAGCCAGGGAGGAGAGAAUGAAGAAGAGGAAGAAGAGGAGGAAGAGGGAGAGCAUGUGGAAGGGGAAGAUGAUGGUGACAGCGUUAAUGGCGACGACUCAUAAGCUGUUUUAAACACCAAGGAUACCAGACACACACUCAAAAUUCAGCCCUUUCAGUUCUUUUGAAAGGAUGAAGCCAGUCUUUAAAGGAUUUGUCUAUUAUGAUGUAAAUGCCUGCACUCUUAUAAUAACUGACACUACAAUUACAUCAGGUUCACUGAUGUCAGUUUAUUCUUAAUGUAAGCAUGACAACUUUUCAGGCUUUUGAAGUGUCCGAAA